AUGACGAUGAUUUCGAAGAACUUGAACAACACGACGACAGAAACCAAUCUAGAGAAGCAGACAGAGCAACUUCGUCGAAGCGAUGGAGAGUUGCUGGCAGAAACCGAGAUACAAGAAUGGCAUCCUGCCGUCAAACUAGCAGCCCGAAAAUCACAGCAGGGCCAGCAGUAUCCUUAUAUCUUUGUGCCCCUUGAAAUGGGAGGUAGCGGACGCACGCAUACAGUCUCGGAAGGAUCACGCAGGCUUUUGCAAGAGGAAAUUUCUUUCCAGGACCUUCAAAACAUGACAGAACUGUUUUACAAAAAGGCCUUUGCAGACCCAACACUGGACCAAUUCAUCCGCUCUCAUAACGAUCCCCAUGGCUCUCGCUUUGCAAAAUGGAUCCAUCAAAAGCUCAGCGGCUCAACCGUGUGGGACCAAGACCGCCGAACUCGAAAUCUGGAACCAGUCGAAGUUGCAGGAGGAUACAAUCAUGUUGUGCAUGACAGAAGCUCGGCUCACGUAGCUGCUUGGUACUCAAAAAAGCGCCCCAGCAAUGAAGUCGGUCGACACUUUAAGCUGGAUGAGGCACGGGUGUGGAUGAGACUACACUUCUGGGCCAUGCGCGAGUCGGGCAUUGCCGAGAAGAGUCCCAGCUUUGCAGACUACUACUUCCGAUUCAUUGCUCAUUUUGUAAAAGUUUACGAGGCAAUGGCACCUGUAUAUGCGCGUGAUAGCCUGCGUUGGUCAGCUAAUCAAAGGAAUAUUCAAACAUAUUUGGACAAUGGUAGAGUAAUGAAGGACGUCCUGGGUCUAAGCCUGGAAGAGGCACAAUUGCAGAUUCCCGAAGAGGAAAGAAACGAUUUUGACUGGCCGUAUAACGCGUCACCGCAUUAA
Messenger RNA from Phaeodactylum tricornutum CCAP 1055/1, 876 nucleotides. RefSeq lists its product with no specific name. The coding region runs from base 1 to 876 and encodes 291 amino acids. The record is from RefSeq and is a predicted model, not a curated record. The transcript has a single exon. Lineage: Eukaryota; Bacillariophyta; Bacillariophyceae; Surirellales; Neidiaceae.